UCUUAAGGAUGGCCCCGCGGAAAAAUAUUGUUAGCGCCCAAAACCGCCCAAGUAACUUCGAGCUCAAACUCGCAUAUAAGCAAGGCGGACCGUUAACUCCGGACAGAUUAGCAAAGUCAUACAUAAUAGUUAUCAUAUCUUAUCCAGAGUUUAAAUUGGUCAUCUUCAGUGCUGUAUACCGUCCGGCCUCUGGCGUCAGCCAAGCUUGCGAACAGAGACAUCUGAAAAGAAAUGAGAAGCUCGGCCGCGGAACAGGUGUUGACAAUGCGAUCAGAGACGAUCACAAGGAGGGAUUGACACUUGGUGGAUCUGUCGUAUAUGGCUGGCACAUUGGGAGGUAG
This is a messenger RNA of Blastomyces gilchristii SLH14081, 341 nucleotides long. RefSeq lists its product as uncharacterized. The record is from RefSeq and is a predicted model, not a curated record. Lineage: Eukaryota; Fungi; Ascomycota; Eurotiomycetes; Onygenales; Ajellomycetaceae. The coding region runs from base 9 to 341 and encodes 110 amino acids. The transcript is spliced from 2 exons.